Molecule: messenger RNA, 1111 nt
Organism: Ooceraea biroi (clonal raider ant)
Lineage: Eukaryota; Metazoa; Arthropoda; Insecta; Hymenoptera; Formicidae
Product: dynein heavy chain 7, axonemal
Source: RefSeq, a predicted model, not a curated record
GAUCAAGUUUAUUUUGCGAUCUAAACGGAAAGAAAUCGCCGCAUUCAGCGACACGCAACACUUACCGUACGUAGAGGUUAGAGUGCCACACAGAAUAGUGUUGCUUAUUUAUUCAUGAAGCGCAAAAAUAAAUAAUGUACAGUUACAAUUAUAUUUAAUUACAGUAAAUAAUAAUGAGAUAUUAUUAUGAAAAUUGAAUAAAUGUCGCUUCGUGACGUUAAUUGUUACAAUCACGAUUGAAGAUGGAAAGUACUGACAUAGAAGAAACGAAAGGGCAAAAAUUGCGAUCCAAAGAUGAGCUUUCCAUCUCAAAGAUCCUCGAUGCAAAAGUGGCACCAUUGUUUUCUCUGCCGUCAGACUUGAUGAGCCCUAAGAGACGUAAAAAGAAAGAACAAGAAUUAAUAAAGCGAAAGGAAAAAGUGCAAAAGUCCCGCGAGACCUUGUACACCGCAAAGCGUCUUCGCGAAGAGAAAUUUCGCAGAUUUAUGGUGGGUUUAAUAGUGAAACCGGAGUUGCCAGCGAAGGACGUAGAUCUGAGUGAUGAUAAGGACAUCAAUCGAUAUUAUUAUUACAUUUGCAAUGGGGUUGAUACGAUUCAUACGGCGAGCAUCGAAGAGGAGCUCGUCAGGGCGAUACUCGUACUGGUCCCCGAAAACUUGCGUGAUCAGUUUCCCGAUUUUUCCAAUAAUUUGAUGACCGAAAUCAAGGAGGACUUCACGAGAAACAUCAAGAGGGCCAUUGUCGACUUUGCGCUCACGGAUCAUACCGAGGAAUAUCUUUCGAAGCUCGAUGGAAUCGAGGGAGGCGAGCUGCGCGAUCAGCCGGAUUUGCGGAAAUACAUGAAACAGUGUCGCGAAAUUCUGCGCCUCGAUCUGUACCUAAUAAAUCCGUGCAUGCGGAUGACACUGGAGCAAUGGAUUCGCGAUUACAGGUAUCGAGCUACCUGCGAUUUGACGCCGCGCUGCGCCUGUAUACCCCGUUUUAGCGAAGAGUGUCAAUUUCUUUCAGCCAAUUCCGACUGUUCGAUUUAGACCUCAUUGCCGGACACGAGGAUAGCUGGGAUUUAGCGAAUUUCCACAGUCUCAUCGUCCGGCAGAUCACCGCGAAUCGG